This is a messenger RNA of Lycium barbarum (goji berry), 335 nucleotides long. Its product is annotated as cytochrome c1-2, heme protein, mitochondrial-like. Lineage: Eukaryota; Viridiplantae; Streptophyta; Magnoliopsida; Solanales; Solanaceae. The record is from RefSeq and is a predicted model, not a curated record. The transcript has 2 exons. Bases 48 to 320 code for a protein of 90 amino acids. Gene Ontology annotation, molecular function: heme binding; electron transfer activity. Gene Ontology annotation, biological process: mitochondrial electron transport, ubiquinol to cytochrome c.
UAUCGUGACUUGGUCGGGUGGCAUAUACAGAAGAGGAAGUAAAGGCUAUGGCAGCUGAGAUUGAGGUGGAGGAUGGGCCUAAUGAUGAGGGUGAAAUGUUUACUCAUCCUGGUAAACUGAGUGAUCGCUUUCCUCAGCCAUAUCCAAAUGAAGCAGCUGCUAGAUUUGCUAAUGGAGGAGCCUACCCUCCAGAUUUAAGUCUUAUUACAAAAGCACGUCAUAAUGGUCAAAACUAUGUGUUUUCCCUUCUAACUGGCUAUCGUGAUCCUCCUGCUGGUGUUUCGGUAUGUAUCUUAGCCAUUGUGUAUCUUAGACUCUAAUUUCGAAUCUUGAAG